Akanthomyces muscarius is the source of this 426-nucleotide messenger RNA. RefSeq lists its product as uncharacterized. Lineage: Eukaryota; Fungi; Ascomycota; Sordariomycetes; Hypocreales; Cordycipitaceae. Bases 1 to 426 code for a protein of 141 amino acids. Gene Ontology annotation, biological process: mitochondrial respiratory chain complex IV assembly. Gene Ontology annotation, cellular component: mitochondrial intermembrane space; respiratory chain complex IV; mitochondrion. The record is from RefSeq and is a predicted model, not a curated record. The transcript has a single exon.
AUGGGCUGGCUACCAUUCACCAGCAGCACCCGCGGCGACGAGAUCCGCAGCGGGACCGCCAUCCCCACGCGCUCCGAGCGCGCCGUGUGCUGGGCCGCCCGCGACGCCUACUACGGCUGCCUCGACGCGCACAACAUCGUCGACGCCUCCAAGGAGCCCGGCGCCUCGGCCGCCGCCAAGGCGUGCCCGGAGGCCUCGGCCGCCUUUGAGCAGGACUGCGCCGCGGCGUGGGUCAAGUACUUCAAGCAGUGGCGCGUCGCCGACAUCCAGAAGCGCAGGCGCAUCGAGCAGCUGCAGGCCGAGGGCGCCGUCGAGGCCAACGUCACGAGCAGCUUCGCGGGCGGCGGCAACAUCUCCGGCGCGGGCGGCAAGGCGCAGGCGACAAAGGAUGACAUCCAGGCCAUGCUGGACAAGAAGCGUGGAUGA